Moneuplotes crassus is the source of this 1370-nucleotide messenger RNA. NCBI's taxonomy places the organism in Eukaryota, Ciliophora, Spirotrichea, Euplotida, Euplotidae. The record is from the annotation of a GenBank genome assembly.
AUGAAGCCAAACUACCAAAAUUAUUACAACCAAGUAAGAAGGAUCUCACCUGAGCAUUACCCUAAAGAAAUUUGUGCAGGAGGGUAUAGGUUUAAAGUAACUCCAAAACCAGUUUCAACAAUUGAAAGAGCAUUUUUAAAGUCCCCAGCUUCUUUGGGAGAAAAUACUGAAGAAAUUACCCAUAUUUUGCCAGCAGGAUUCUCACCUAUGAAACCUCCUAGACCAAAUAAGAUCAAAAUUUUUAAAUAAAAAUGCAAUUAAGCCUCAGAAAGACCUUAAAAUAAGACUUGCAACUGAUGAGCCUCCUUCAAUGAUGGCUGGGGUACUUGAGCCUCAUGCUCCAAGAACCAUUGCUAAAAAGGUGCAUAAACCACUUAUAAACUUAGGAGAGAUGAAUCGUGAAACUGCAAAAAUGUAUUACGGCUAUAUGAAGAUAAAAUAAACACAAAAUUAAACACAAGAAGAGCAAGUCCAUUGAAAGUGGGUAUUCAUAUACCUUCCUUCGUAAGAAGCCUAAGAAGAAGAUCAACUACUUAUCUCCUUCCCAAGUCCUGCUAAAGAACCAAGACGCCAAUGUAGAUGAGAUCAUCCAUAUGACUAAGAUUACAGCAGAAAGGAUCAGGAAAAAUAAGAAGAAUAAUUUUGGUAUCCCCAAGAAUGUUAACUGGCAAAAAGUCUUCUCAAAUGGAAAUGAAAGUUAUGAAGGAAACGUCAUGAGACGAAACAAAAGCGAGCAAAGUCACAAAUUUGACAUGGACUUAUUCUUUAAUGACUUAAAAUGGCAAAAUCUUUCAAAAUAAGAGUAAAAAGAAUAUUCCAUUACCUACAUUUAACAAUUCCGGCCGAUCUCCUCAGAUAAUGGAAAGGGACCAGGUUAAUAAUCGUUUAUAAGCCAGCACAGAAAUUCUCCAGUAAAGAUGGUUUCAAGAAGCUAUCUCGAUCAAGAAGAUUCUCAGAUUCUUAAUAUCCAACAUGAAGAGCUCAGCUCAACAAUACGCAAAAAGGAUACCCCUUCACAUAAAACCCUGUCUCUGCAUGAAGAUUCAGACAGUGAAGAACAGACUAAGAAGAAGCUGCAGGAUAGGAUAAAGUUUCUUGAAAAUGAACUUCAGAAGGGAAGUCAUCAACUCCAGUACAAACUUCCUGAAAAAUUGAAGGAACAAAUUAAAGCAAAGGCUAAUCGAAAGCAACCACCGUAUAUGUCGAAAAAGGGAGCAGGGAGAUCAUUGAAACCUCCACUGAGUAAAUUCAAGAAACAGACCACUAAGUAUAACCAGAAGAGGACUUUGUACAUGAAUAAUAUGGAUAUCAGCGUUAGUUUUGACUGUGAUGCCCAAUAAGUCUUAAUUUUACACAUUGAUUUCAAGUUA